UGAAGGUUUCUACAGGUCAUUGUUUGUAAAAACUGAUGGGAGAACUAGAGGUUACUGUUCAUUUGGAGCUAAAACUGACAGGGCAGCUCUGCACUUGUAGCUGAAAGGUUUCACAGGACGCUUGCUGAGUGCAGCUGCAGCAGUCAUGGCUGCUGGCUUCAUGACAUCAAGAAUACUACUGCUUUGCCUACUGAAUGAGGUGACUUAUGCCACUGGUUUGCGAGCAUCUAAUACUGGGUAUGAAGCGUGGCAGGAUGGAGAAAAACAGGAAAUACAUGGCUACCGUCGCCCUCUUCAAUAUGUACGCUCUCUGAGGCAGUCAAAGAAUAACCCAGAACAUUUAAAUCAGUUUUAUAAAUGGCAAAAUUCCCAAAGGAGUCUCAAAGAUUUGAGUCGUGGCCAGACUCUUCAGCAAACUAUGCGUCACCUUUGGCCACAGAUGUCUCCAGUCCAACCUGCACCACAGAGAAACAAUGCUUUGUUUCAGCCUCGAGGCUUUAAGGUCAGUCUGGAUCUUCCUUUUUUUGAACAGAGUCAAAGCAAAGUGAAUGACUCUGCUGCCAAAGGCCAUGACACUAUACCUAAAACCAAGCUAAGGGUUCAGUUUCAAAGCGGUAUUAGCAUUCCUGAGUUUCAGAGUCCUGAUGGAGAUUCUACAAAGAAUUUAUAUGUUGAAAAGAACAUCCAUGGUGUUCCCAUUCCAAGCCUUGCCACACCCCCAGCUGCAUCUGUGAAGCCAUUAAAACUCACCGGAGGUCAUACUAAAAACCUUAAGGAACCAGUAAAUGAUUAUCAGACCAGUUACAUGGUGCCAGGGAAACAGUUAAGUUCAAUACAGAUGGGAUUGAAAUGGCCCAUCAGCCAGACAGCAGGUGAACAAAUUAAAAAGCUGCCCAGUUCAACGUGGUCUAAUUAUGUCGAUACUGGACCAAAGAAAACUCCACAGCGACCAUAUCAGUCAAUUUUCACACAACCUAUUGAUGACAAACUGACAAUUUCAACUUGGCAAUUAAACCAGCAUAAAACUCCUCAGCAGAUAAGACAGGAGCCACCCCUGGCCAGACAGAGUUUGAAACUUCAAAGACCAGAUUCAACCAAACCUCCAUCUUUGCCUAUUGUCAAAUAUCUUGAACAGUUGGGUUUCAAAACCAAAACGAGUCCCACAAGAAAAGACAGUGACGAUCAAAUUGUUGAACCUUAUUCAACACAAAAGCAAUAUUUGCCUCUGUUACAAUCUAACAGGAGAUCUCAAAGUCAAGAAUAUAUUGGUGCUGGUUCUCCAAAUGUUGUUCAGACCCAAAGUAGUUCCAGUACCUCUGGUGCAGAUAUUGUCAAAGUUUUGACCAAGAUUCAAAAGGCUGAUAAUGAUCAAGAUGUUGGUGUUCAAAGCCUGCAACUUGGCUUUUCUUUCCCAUUUAAAACCUUAUUGCCAAACCUCACUAAAAGUGAUGGUGGCUACUUGAAAAUCAAACCUGAAAGUGUUGGGGCUCUUUUUACUCAUUACAUGGAGGCAAAGUCACAAUCAAAUUCACGUCCGACUGAAUUAACAUUGUCAGUCUUGGGUAUUGAUGAUGCUGGGCAACAAAGAAUAAAUGGGCACCCUGAAAGGAAAUGGCCAGUCCUAAAUCUUGACAUAGGACAUCAACAAAAAAAACAUCCUCCUUCUAUGCCUGUUCCUACAAAACCUGCAGACAAUAAGCCAAAUUUUCCAUCUUGGUCUCCAAGUCAGCAAGCUGGCCAGGAUGAAACUACCAGCAUACAGAGUUGGGGACCUCAAAAGCCAAAAAUGGACAAGCCUCAGUUUCCAGUCCUGGCCAUUUCAAAAUAUCUUGACCUUGUUGAUCUAACACGGCCCUUAAAAAAGGACAACAGCCAAAUUACCCAGCCAAAACCAUCUCCAUCUGUACGAGUUCAAAGUUUGUACAGUCUUCUGAAGCCCAUCACCAGCAAUGUUCAAGAUCAGACUAGACCUUCAGUCAGUCGAUUAUUCUCUUCUACACAUGACAUCGGUCCAUUUAAGCCAUCCAGUGAUCUCAGACAGAAUGCUGAGAUGACACAUUCAAGUUCAGAUCACCCUCCACUCACCACUUAUGACCUUUCACCCUUUAAUUCUCCAAAACUGGAAGCCGGUCCUGCGAAACAGCAACAAACAUGGCAGGAACCUGUUUCUUCCCCUUAUCUUUAUCAGUACAACAAUGGAAGAGAAGCAUCUUAUGACACCACUUUUGAAAAUGUACCCGAUUUGUCCAGCAUGCCAAGUAGGUAUCAAAGUCAAAAGAAACUUUUUGAGCAAGACAACUAUGGACCCAACAAAGAUCAAAAUUACGAAUAUGCAAGCAUCUUUGACACUGAUGGUGGCGACACUGAUGGUGGCGAUACUGUCUUUGGGCAGACCUACCAGAGUAAAUGGACUGAGAAAAACACUGCAGGAACACCUCUUAAUUUACAACCCCCAUGUGAAUCUUCCUCUAGGCUUGGUCAUCAAGGCUAUUUUUCAGACCCUCACUACCCUUACUUAAAUGCAGAAACUUGGCCUUGCAGUCCUAUACCUUGCAUGGAUGGAGCAGGUGAAUGUUUCAAUGAAACUAAAAAGCAGAGCACAAAUUUUCCACAAUGGGUCAAUUACUCACCAAAGGCAGAGGCAACUUCUAUUUCUGUUCCUUCCCGUACUUUUAAACCAUUUUUCUCUCAAUCAAGCUACCAGCCUGAUCAAUAUAGCUAUAAUCUCAAGCAAUACUCUGUUGGACAAGGACAUCCCCAGCAGCCUACAAGGUUCAAGCUGUUUUGAUUCAAAGCCAGUUUCUAAGGUGAAACUAAAUCAGAUGCUGCAAUCUUUAUUCACUACUUUUCUCUCACAUUCAGCCUUCCCAGCCUUGUUCAUCGGAGUGUUUUUAUUAGCCUUAUCAAGUUAUUACAAUUCAGUGGUCUGGAUUAAUGGAAUACAUCUAGGCAUGCAAAUGUCAAGCCCACUAGAACCAAGACCUGAAGAUGAGCCAAUGGAAAACAAGCCUGCCACUUGUUGAAGACAAACUGAUUGUCCAAGAUUUGUAUUUUUGGCUGACCAAAGCUUAAAGACCUUUUCUGCAUGCUAAAUGCUUUUGUUAGUAUAAAGGUGAAGCAGAGCAGCUACUCCAGAGCAUGGUGCAGGCUACACAGGUUAAACUGAAGCAGUGCAUGAAACAUGAUCUAAUGUUGACUUCUCUCAAAUAAAAUGGAAAAACCUA
Messenger RNA from Girardinichthys multiradiatus, 3224 nucleotides. RefSeq lists its product as uncharacterized. NCBI's taxonomy places the organism in Eukaryota, Metazoa, Chordata, Actinopteri, Cyprinodontiformes, Goodeidae. The transcript has 4 exons. The coding region runs from base 146 to 2788 and encodes 880 amino acids. The record is from RefSeq and is a predicted model, not a curated record.